CAGAAACGCAGGGGGAAUGAUGGUAACAUACUGAUCCCGGUCGAUCACGUAGUCGACUUGACCGGAUCGGAGGCUGAGCCCAAAAGAUCUAUGCCUGUCAAACUGAAAACUCCAGCUCUUUCUGAUGCGCCGGUCGAUGAUCGGAUGUUUUUUGAGUUCUCAAACAUGGGACCUAGAGCAGAAGGAAGAUACCUGUUCGGGCUAAUGCCAUCAUCUAUGUGGUGCAACACUUCGCUGAAGGUUCCCCCUAGUUUCACGAACUUGACUCACUGGUCAGAUCUUCUUGAAGCAGGUCAUCAAGAAGCACUCAAGGCCGGUGUAUACUAUCAUAAGGCCUUUCUUACGGCCGAAAAGGAAAUGAAACUCCUGGCCAGUGAUCGGGAUGAUAGCCAGGCCCUUCUUUCUGCCGCUCGGAAAUUAGCUGCGGAUUUACAAGAACGCGCCAAAGAGGGUGAGAAGGCGAAGGCUGCCCUGGCUGCAAUGCAAGAGAAGACCCGACGUCGCGAUCGGGAAAUUAAGGAACUAUGGGCCAAGGUGCGGGCUGCCGAAUCUGCCGGGGUCAAAUUUGAUAAGGUCAAUGGUGAUAAUCUUCCUGAGCCUUAUACUGCCAAUAUUUCCCAGAUUGCCAAUCAAUCGAUAGUUGACUACCAACGGGGUAAGGGGCUGAACGUCGCUCUGGAGAAUACAACCCGGCAAUUCCUGGGACCUCAUCUUGGCCAAUUUUUGCGCGAAAGCGAAGAUCCCAUCAAGGCAGGCAUCGAUGUCCUGGACAGCACGCCUGAAGGGAAAUCUUUUCUAGAUGUCCUGACCGAGAAAACUGUGACACAAAGUCAGGAUCUACUUUUAGAUAGGAACCUUGAUCUGAUCCUGGAGCAUUUCCCUAAGCCGUUUGAUCCUGAUGAAUUGGGAUUUGAUGAUCUGUUCGGGAACACCUAUGACCGGAUUAUGGAGAAAAGAAACAAAACAGUGUCUGAUGAUGCAGCACAGGCAGAGAGCUCCCAACCUUCUCCUUCCCCGAACGGCAGUCCUCCAGUAGCAUAGCCUUGUAUAUUUUGCCUUUUCUUCUUUUUCUUUUGUAUAUUCCGGCUAGUAAUGCCGAAGAAUAAACUGGAUAUAUUUCUUUAACUGUGGUUAUGUUACUCUUCUGUUUUUUCUUUGAUUUCUCUCGCUCAUAAUCUUU
Messenger RNA from Cuscuta europaea, 1180 nucleotides. Lineage: Eukaryota; Viridiplantae; Streptophyta; Magnoliopsida; Solanales; Convolvulaceae. The record is from the annotation of a GenBank genome assembly.